Penicillium malachiteum is the source of this 591-nucleotide messenger RNA. RefSeq lists its product as uncharacterized. Bases 1 to 591 code for a protein of 196 amino acids. NCBI's taxonomy places the organism in Eukaryota, Fungi, Ascomycota, Eurotiomycetes, Eurotiales, Aspergillaceae. The record is from RefSeq and is a predicted model, not a curated record. The transcript is spliced from 2 exons.
AUGUCUUCCGUAGCCGCAUCUAAUGCAGCCUGCACUCAAAUCGAAGGGCCUCAGAUCUUCUUUUGGAUGAUCUGUCUCGCUUUCAAUGUGAUCGCACAACCUUCUGGUUGUGUACUGGAAUUCUCAUCUGAUUAUCACACAUUUCUGCGCAGCUCACCUAUCAUCUGCGCAUUUGACACCAUUACUAUGGUCGCACCUCUACUCCUCGGUAUAUAUCAUUCACCCACGAUCGAUGGUAUUCGUGAAGAAGCAACUCGUAUCCUUUUUCAGCGCAUCGUUGAUUAUCGUGACGACCCAGAUGUCGAAGCCAUAAAAUCUUUGAAAUCAGAAGCGAGGCUGCGAUGGUUUACGUUCUUCCUGGGAGUUCUUCCUCAAUUGAUCAAACUCUUCGCCAGUACAGGAAUCCCGAUGUUCCAAGUCUUCGGUGCAAUGUACUUUGUCUCGUGGGUUAUAUUCGAAGCUCUUGUAUUCGCCGCAGAUAUCAGUCGACUGGACUGCAAAGCUCGCAGUUCUCACCAGCACGAUCAUCUUUUCUCUCCCGGCGUGGUCUGUGUACCUCACUUUCAGACCCAUGCUCGCUUCUCUCCUUGA